Messenger RNA from Dioscorea cayenensis subsp. rotundata (Guinea yam), 3098 nucleotides. RefSeq names its product serine/threonine-protein kinase/endoribonuclease IRE1-like. Gene Ontology annotation, molecular function: protein serine/threonine kinase activity; RNA endonuclease activity; ATP binding. The transcript has 7 exons. Lineage: Eukaryota; Viridiplantae; Streptophyta; Magnoliopsida; Dioscoreales; Dioscoreaceae. Bases 109 to 2958 code for a protein of 949 amino acids. The record is from RefSeq and is a predicted model, not a curated record. Gene Ontology annotation, cellular component: IRE1-TRAF2-ASK1 complex. Gene Ontology annotation, biological process: IRE1-mediated unfolded protein response; protein phosphorylation; mRNA processing.
GCAUCCUUAGCUGCGAAGAAUAACGUCUUCGUCUCCACGUGAGGAAGAGAAGAAUUCUGGUCUCCAUUGCCAUUGAAUCUAGGGUUUCGCCUCUCCGAUGCGGUGGAGAUGAGGCCUUGGUCUCCAUCUCUACUAUUGUUCCUCAUCGUCGUUGCCGGGUUUCUCAUCUCCGGCGCCCUUACACCAUCAUCAUGGACGGCGGGCAGUCAUGCUUUCCCGUUGACCUCGGACGAGGUCCUCGCUGCUGAGGAUCUCUGGCCACCUUCUCAGAAAACGCCAGGUCUUCCUUCCGGGCUAGCUCUUCCUCCCCCGGUGGUGUCCAUCAAGCUAUUCCCCGCCGAGGAUCCUGCUCGUACGGCUGAAACCCUAGCACCCGCGUCCAGAUCUAUCCUCUCUUUCGAUUCUGUUGGUGAAUUUGGGAAAAUUCUCGUGGUUCGGGAAAAUGGGACUUUGCGUUUGAGGGACACCAAAACUUCGGAUUAUGAAUGGGAGAUCUCGACAGGCAGUAGGCUCAAGGAGCAGUGGACUGGUAAUGGCACCGAACACUUCUAUUCUAUUGGAGAGGAUUGGGCCUUGUACGAGCAUCACAAGGAAUUUGGCAAGAGGAAACUGGACAUGACCUUAGAGGAGUCUAUAUACAAACUCGCAAAGGUAGAUGGUCGCACUGCUGUUCUUGGAUCGAUAUCGACAACUAUCAUAUAUGUUGAUGAGAGCAGUGGAAAGAUUUUGUUCAGAUCUACAUUGCCCUCUGUAGAUGAUGCGGAGUUUGCUGUUGAUGAGAAGGCAAUUCAAGAGUUUCAAAAUCACGCAAGAACUGGUAGUAUUAUGACCAUAGUGAGGAAAGAUUAUAGUCUUAAGUCUCUGUCUUUUGGUGAAACAUUGUGGAGUUUAAGGGCUGCACAGUUUACAGCAUAUAGAGGUAACAAAGAGAACCAGUUGCUUCCGAGUGCAAAUAAUGCCCCUGCAGUAUUCCCUCUGUCAGGGGAGAACGUCCCUGUCUACUUCAUGCCUGAGGAUUAUGUGCACCCUCUUCCAUCUGAUCCUCAUGAUCCAAUUGCUCUGGAUAGUUCAAAUGAAACACAAACACUGUUCAAAUUUCCGCUGUUCUUGCAUGGGACUGGAAAUGUUUCUUUUGGGGAAGGAGAAGGUGCACCUUCUACCAUCUCAAGCACUGUCCUCUCUGCCAGCAGUGGUCCAUCGUGGAGCUUUGUUGCUUCCACUCCACAACUUGAUAACACAUCUCAUAUACUAACAUUUUCGCCACCUGACAUGCAAACUCAUAUACAACCAUAUAGAGAUGAUGACACUUCUCUAGUGAGACCAAGUCAUAGUGCUGAAGUUCUUCAAGCUACAUACGGAAUUUUUGCAUUGCUUGUCAUCCUAAUAGUUAUUUUGGCAUGUGCACUGUAUGUGAAGCUGAGAGAUGAGGUUAAAUCAGACAAGCAGUUGAUUGGUUCAAAAGGGAUUGAAAACACUGUUCCCUAUUCCAAGAAGAGAAGAAAUCGGAAGGCUGCAAAUGCUAAAAAUGGUGUCAUUGCUAAUCGUAUUAACAGUCCCAAUUCAUCUGAAAAUGAGAAUUUUGAUGCUACUAAGCAUAAAAAUAAUGAAAGAUACCCAUUCCUUCAUUUGGUCAGAGAUAACGAUGCUAAUGAUGGGAGGUGGAUUGGGAGACUUCUUGUGCUAAACUCAGAAAUUGCUGUGGGGAGCAAUGGCACUGUUGUGUUUGAAGGGGUUUAUGAUGGCCGGCCAGUUGCUGUAAAACGCCUUUUAAGGGCCCAUCAUGACAUUGCUUUCAAGGAGAUUCAGAAUCUUAUUGCUUCAGACCAGCAUCCCAAUAUUGUUCGAUGGUACGGGGUGGAGCAAGAUAUAGAUUUUGUUUAUAUAUCACUUGAGCGAUGUUUGUCCAGUUUAGGUGAUCUGAUCCAACUAUGUGCUAAUUCUUCUUCAGAUACUGAUAUUUCUAAAACUCCAGAUUCAACUUAUAUAAGUGAGCUCAAACUCCGGCUUGAUUUUCCAAAUAAUAUCGACAAUCUUGAGCUGUGGAGGGAAGAUGGGUUUCCUUCUUCCCGACUGUUAAAACUGAUGAGAGAUGUGGUUUCUGGUCUUGUGCAUUUACAUGAAAUUGGCAUCAUACAUCGGGAUCUAAAGCCUCAAAACAUACUAAUAAGUAGUGACAAGUUCCUUACAGCAAAACUUUCAGACAUGGGCAUCAGCAAGCGUCUUCCUGAAAAUAUGUCUUCAUUAGGUCAUCAUGCAACUGGUUAUGGUAGCUCUGGGUGGCAAGCUCCUGAACAGCUUCUUCACGGGCGUCAAACACGUGCAGUGGAUUUGUUCAGUCUGGGGUGCAUCCUUUUCUUUUGCAUUACCAAGGGCAAACAUCCAUUUGGCAACCAUUUUGAACGUGACGCAAACAUCAUCAAUAAUCGGUUUGACUUGUUCUUGGUGGAUCAUAUACCUGAAGCUGUUCAUCUUCUUUCUCAGUUAUUGGAUGCUGAACCAGAUAAGAGGCCAAGUGCAAUUGGAGUACUACAUCAUCCUUUCUUCUGGAGCUCUGAAAUGCGGCUUUCAUUUCUCCGAGAUGUUAGUGACAGGGUGGAACAAGAAGAUAAGGGAAGUCCAUCUGAACUUCUUGAAGCUUUAGAAAAUGUUUCUCCAGUGGCAUUUGGUGGGAAGUGGAAUGACAAGCUGGACAGUGCAUUCAUUAGUGACAUGGGUCGGUAUAGGAAAUAUAAUUUUGAGUUCACGCGUGAUCUACUAAGGGUCAUAAGGAACAAGUUAAGCCAUUACAGGGAACUUGCAAAUGAACUCCAGGAAAUUCUCGGACCAGUACCUGAAGGUUUUGAUAAUUAUUUCUCAAAGCGAUUCCCAAACCUGCUAAUUGAAGUCUACAAAGUCAUAUCCAGAUACUGCAGACAAGAGGUUUGCUUCCAGAAAUACUUUGAGAGCAUUCUGUUCUAAGCUUGAACAAUCAUAAUAAACGUCACCACUUUUAGGCAACACGACGUUGAUUAAUGUACAGAAUCUGUAUCAUCUAACAUUGUACUAUAUAUAUAUAUAUAUCUGUAAUAAUCCCUCUGUGUAUCUGAUUUUAAAGGAAG